GUUUUCGUUGCGUUUGUCGGGUGAACGACGGCGGGCCGCCGUGGGUUGUUUUUAAGGCAAAGAUGUGCAUGAAUUGUCAAUGGUCCUAAGUCAUAUGCAGUUGGUGGUUGGGCAAGUCAUCACUUGAAAAUUGGAUGGCGGACUUGGCAGGCUUUGACUUGGAGAGCUGUCCUCGCGCAAUUAAUUGCAGUCUUUUAGGAUUCGAGUGACACCACGGCACAUUAAAACAUCUUCACGUUAUCAUCAUUGCACCAGGCGCAGGUAGCUUCAGACCUGUGCUGUUAGCCAACGCUCGCGCGCGUAGGGCGACAUCAAGAAAACGUUGUUUCCACAAAUUGCGCGUGGAAAGGCUGGGCCGUUUUUGGCUGCCGUUGGCCCAUGGCGGAGUUUCAAUGUCGGUUUUGCUUGGCGACCUUUCUUUCCAAAAACCAAUUGUUCCGCCACUUGCGUGAGUCCCACGGGGCCCCCGACUCCGAACGGGCCGAAGCCCCAAAACCAUUCCUGGGGCGUCCAGACCGCAACGUGCGGCCAAUGCUGCUUGGAGAUCCUAUCCGGGUGAGUAGCCCUGAUAUGCCGAGGUCGAUCCUCGACGCCUUCAACCGCAGGGCCCGCCAGGAGCCUCCCAUUCUCCGCAUGCCAAGUCGGAAGUUGCGGGAAGAGGUGCCAUGGGACGAGAUUAAAUUCGCAUGGGAGAAGGGCCUGCUGUGGGGGAUUUCCGUUGGCACCAAGAACACCUUCCAAAAGGAAGAUCAGGAACGAUGGCUGGAGAUGCUAGAAAGCAGCAACACCGAAGAGCGCGAUAUACUGCUCUCGCCCUUGCAGCCAGAGCUGAACCCAGAUCUGUUGGUGGUGGCCCUUCGCAUGUUGAAAGUAGCGACCUACCAUGAUCUCUUUCGCUUCGCUCGGGGCACGUGGAAUGGCCAAGACGGCGCUGACAAGUGGAAAGCUUGUGCGGAGCAAUCUUUGGAGAGGGUGCGAAUCAGAUCCCUCAGGCCUGGGUGCGCAGAGGUCAAAUUGAAGGAGGUGGAAAGUGGUGCGUCCAAGCUGGACCUGUUCAAUUACGAGGCUUUUACCUUCAGUUUCUUGCAGAGGGUGAAUGGGGAGACCUUCCAGUGUCUAGGGAGCAUUGCGGAAUCCAUGUACCACUUCACUGAGCAGUGUCCAGUGCACGUUUCCGUGUGCUACGACCUCAUCCAAAAGGCCAUCCAAUCGGGAGACAUCGUGCCGUUAAGCAACGGCUAUGAUGGUCGAGAUAGCCGUUUGAGGGUGACUUUGGCGUCGAAUCGAGAUCCUCAGAUUCGUGUCUUGUGGCGUGAGCGCUCAGGUGCUUCGAGCAACGGUGAUGAGAGGGUUCCGGAAGACCAUGUCCACAAUCAGAGACGUAUCCGUGAGGUGCCUCUGGACAGUCUGGUUCCUACCGCGGCAUCGCAUCAAGCAGCUGAAUGCCAACAGACUUAUGGGGGAUCCUUUGUUCGGGGUCUUUGCAAGAAUUGGAUGCGAAACUCCUGUCACUGGGGAGACGAGUGCAAAUACGUCCACCUUCAGGAAACACCCAGGAAUGGAUGUCCUUUGCCGGAUGGGCUUGCAGAAGCAUGUGCCAUCAGUGACGCAGAGUUGAAAGAUGCCCUGUGGAAGAACAUGAAGAAGGGACAUUUGAGAACUCCACUACUGGAGCUGCUCGACAGCUUGCGGAAAAAGCGGGAUGACCAAGAGAUCUUCCAAAUGCUCCAGGAUGAGAUUCGCAAAGAGAAUCUGGUGCUCCUGGUGGCAGCUUCCUCUGCUGAAAAGGCCUACUACUGGCAAAAUGAGGUGCUGCAGCAUGUGGCUUCAGCCAUUCAUGACAGCGAAGUGUGUGUCUUAGUGUCCCCCGUCUUGCGAAAGCCACCCGCAUCUUUGAUGGAAUGCCUCAUGGCGCAUUGCCGACAGGAGCUUCUGUCGCCUUCCUACCUACAUCUCCGGAGGGUUUGCUUCUCCUGCUUCGCCCUGCGAAUCCAGUCUGAUGGCAUUACCAAGCUUGCCAAGUACGUUGGCUAUUUUGUCAACCGCCCCGACCACACGAAACAGAAAAGUUCCUGGAAAGUCUGUUGCCAUGGAAUCAAAUUCCAGAACAAGUGGGCGCCAAGCUAUAACAUUGCUCAGCGCAAGCAGGACAUGGAGAGUUUUAUAGGAAGUUCAUUCAGGGUUGCACACAAUGACAUAGGCAUGUAAAGGGCACAAAGGUAGAAAAACGCGCUUUUGUAUACAUGUAACACAACCUACAGCCAGACAUAUCCUCCACAAAGGUAGAAAAGUUUGGUUGAUGCCGUGAUGCCCAUUAAUUGUAUAGCCAACUAUUUCACUGCUAGCGCCAUACCUCCUCACGGGCUGCUUUUCGAGAAACUAAAUCUAGGUGAUGG
Messenger RNA from Durusdinium trenchii, 2396 nucleotides. NCBI's taxonomy places the organism in Eukaryota, Dinophyceae, Suessiales, Symbiodiniaceae. The record is from the annotation of a GenBank genome assembly.